UUAAAAGUUAAAUGGUCUUGAUGAAAUCUCGAAAGAGUAUUAUGAAACUACAAAGGCAUAGAACAAUAUUAGUAGCAAUACCUGAACUUAUUGAAUUUGUUAAUUGUGAAUCAAAAAGAAUUUACAAGAAAACUGUAAUCCUUCAAAAUAUUGGAAUGCAAAUAGCACGAUUUAAGAUUGAAAGUAGACCUACCAAGUCGGCUUUUGAUAUUUGUAUUGAAUCCGUGGAAAAGAAUGGCAAAAAUAUAGCGGCAGGUAUGCAUGCGAAACUCGUCGUACAAUACAGAUGCGAUGGAUUGAGCGAACCAGAAGAGACACUCAUGAUACAUGUGUAUAACGGAAAAUCUAUUAUUGUUAAAAUGAGAACUUUUCGGAAUUCUCCUAUUUUAAGAGUAUUUUCAUCGUCAACUUCUUUUGAAUAUGUUUCAUUAAGUUCAGAUUUAGCAAUAGAGAAAUUAUCUACUGAAACCAAAACGGAUGAAUCAUUACGAUAUAAUAACGAACAGAAGAAAACUAAGAUCAAUAACAUUAAAACCAGUUUUUAUUGUAGGGACUUAAUAGAUGAUAAUUGGAACAAAGAAACAUUAUUGGAUAGUAUCGAUUAUAGUCAAAAAUUAAAACUAUUAACCUAUUCAAAUUUUUAUCACGAAUUUGUGAAACAACACUUUCGUUAUGUACCUCUUAUUAUUGAAUUUUAUAUAGUAUCUGGGAAAAGUGAAAGAAAACGCAUAUUUUUACGUAAUGAAAGUCCUAUAGCAAGUUCAUUUUUUUUAAGUAUAAAAAAUUUUAUGAAUAGGUCUAGCAUUGGAAACAAGGACGAGAGUAAUUAUUAAAUUAUUAUAGAUGAAUUCAAUGAAUAUAAAUUAGAAGUCGUAUUAACUGUUGAACCUUUAAACGGCAUGAUUGAGCCGAAUGAAAUGAUGUUUUUUGACAUAAUUGCAAAAAGCAAUACAUGGGGUAUAUAUACCGAUUGUAUCACAAUUAAUAUCGACUUAUUACCUCCAUACACAUUUUGGAUCCGUAUAAUUAAUAAUAAUUUGCCAAUCUCUUAUCCAAUUUAUAGAAAGCCAACAAAAAUUCCAAAAAUACGGUUUAACAUUUUUACGUCUGAUAUCUCAACGAAACAUAGAAAAUUGUUAUUAAAAAACACAAGUACAAUUCCAUUAUAUUUACAUUGGUAUUGUUUUACCAUUGCUGAAGAUACUGAAGUGAAACCAUUCAAUACCAUUCUAGAUAUGUUUAGUCCGUUUAUCGACAUAAAUGAAUAUUUAUUGGGACAAAAUGAUUUUAUCAAAGAAAUUGAAAAUUUUUUCAGUUGUGCAUUAAAUCCUGAUGUGUCAAAACAGAAUUUAUCUAAUGAUAAUAAAUCUAAUAAUACGAAUAAUUAUAAUGCAAGUAACACAGUCAAGAUUAUUAAAAACAAAAACUCAAGUUUUAACAUGAACUCGUCUACUUCAACGAAUGUCGAUGACUUAUCAAACGACAUUGCAAAUAAUAAAAUUCAGGAUACAGAAUUUCAAUUUUCUCUUAUUCCUUACUAUGGAGAAAUUACUAAUGAUUUAUUCACUAUUAUACCUAAAGAAUUGUUCUUACCUCCAAAAGAAAAACGUUACGUUCAUAUUUACGUAAAUAGUGAAAAAUUGGAAAUCAAUAUUAAUAAAAUAAGAUUUUAUAAAGCCUGUGGAUUUAUAAGAAUUCCGCCGAUUUUUAAAUUUAAUGACAAUAUAUUUUUUCGAAAGGAUGGAUAUGAUUUACCACCCACUGAAGUUUACUUGGAAUGUGAUAUACGAAAGCCCAUUUUACUUGUACACUCUUGUAAAUCUCAACGUACAUUUAAAUUCCAUGUAAAGGAUUUUCUGCAAUAUAAAAAAAAAGAACUAAAGGUCAAUAAAACAAUUUUAUUUAAUAACCAUAGUGAAGAAAUCGUUGUUGUAACAUUUGAAAUAAACGAGCCAUUUCAAAUAAAGUGUGUAUCUACAGAACGUGAAGUGUUCAACAGUAAAUGUGUAACUAUUCAUCCUGGUGAAAAUGUUAAAAUCGAAAUUAAAUGUAUACUUAAUGAAACCGUAGUAGUAUAUAUAAAAAUUAAAUUCCCUUCACUUAAAUUAUCUACAAUUCACUUAAAUUUUGGUAAUCUAUUAGUUGGUGAUACUAAAACUUUGAUGUUCAGAGUUCAAAAUUUAUCAAAUAGAUCACAGUAUUUUGAAAUUAAAAGGAAUAAUAGUAAAAAUGUUUUCUCUAUAUACCCAAGCAAGGCUUUAUUAUCAUCACAAACUUUUAAAAAUACAAAUGUAAUACAAAUUACGGUUCGUUUUACUCCAAAAAAUCCAAAAAUUUUUAAUGAAACUAUUGAAAUCAUCUCGGAAAUUGAUGGUCUUAUAUACAUCUGUACAUUAAAAGGUAUCGGGUACAUAGAACGGAAAGUGUAAAGACCAUGAACAAAAUUUAUAAAUUGGAAAUAUAUAAUAUUUAAAAGUAUCUUGAGACAAAUAUUUUAUAGAAACUAUUAAGUGUAUUUACAUAUGCUGUUGCUUAAACUUAUUUUAACAAAGAUUAUGUAUUCUAUCAAGA
Molecule: messenger RNA, 2571 nt
Organism: Ceratosolen solmsi marchali
Lineage: Eukaryota; Metazoa; Arthropoda; Insecta; Hymenoptera; Agaonidae
Exons: 15
Biological process (GO): negative regulation of cell population proliferation
Cellular component (GO): cytoplasm; cilium
Molecular function (GO): tubulin binding
Source: RefSeq, a predicted model, not a curated record